CAUGAGGUGAAUCAGUGUGGUGGACUCUUUGUCCUCCUCACACAUUUUCCCAGCAACCGCAGAGUGGAGAAACAAGUGUUUGGACGUACUGCUAGGAAAGGAAACCCUGGUAUGGUGCAGAUGAUACUCCACCUUGACCAUCUGGAACCAGCAUACCAAGGCCAACCAGUGGAGAUCAUGAGGCAGCUAAGAGAAGAAUAUGAAGUCCAUCGCAUUUCUGAGAUGGAAUCUAAUGAGCUGCUGGUAAAUGAAAUGAAGGAAAAACUGUUUGCCACAUUUUGCAAAUUUCUUAAAGAAUUUGACAAAAAUUAUACAGAGCAAGAGAGAGAUAACUUGUUAAAAAUGAAGGCACAUAAUGUGGAAGAUACUAUCAGAUGUCAAGGUAAGAAACUUGAUUACAAGCCUGCUCUUGAUGCUCUCAAAGAAGCCUGGGCAUUGUGGCUCACGCUUUCUGAGCAUAAUAUUGAACAACACAAGAAUUUCUCUGACCUGGAAGCUGACUUGUUUGGACAGUUGACCAGUACUUGCAAGAUGAUUUUACUGGGUCAAAGCCAUAAAUUCUAUGACUAUCUCAAACAAGCUGUGAUUAGAACUGACCUGCAUUGUCGCACUAAAACAAAGUGUGACUAUGGAGCAAAAGACUGCUGGCAGAAGGUUGCAGAAUGCGAUCCAUUCUAUAGAGCUGUGGCGCUCUACAACCAAGCCUACAUCACAAUAAACUUGGCAAAGAAAGACUAUAAAGCAGAGGCUAUGAAAUUACUUGAGGAGUCAAAGGAGACUGUGGAUGUCUACAUUUCAGAGACAUCAAAUACCGCAGUUGCUGGUCAGAUGGCAAUGAGAGGACACUUUGAGCCGCAUCAUGAUGGUGCUUGCAAUUUUCAAAGCCAGAUGCAAGCUCGGAUGGAUAUUUUCAAAGCUUGGAGAGAGUACAUAGCCAAUGCUCUGGACAAACUUAAAGAAGUUGAGAGAAAUAACUCUGAUGCCAUCACUGAAGAAUCCUCAGUAUAUUCACUCUCAGAUGAGAAGGACUUUGCCACCACAAAUGAGCUCAUGAGCAUGUAUGAGUAUGGUCUUGGAAUUGUGUUUGAAGUAAAACAGAAACCAAAAUUUAAUCUGAGUGCUUUGUUUUGUUUUCUACUUGGUGUAGCCCAGGUUCUAGGUGGUAUUCUUGUUUGUGCAUUAUCCUUUGGCUCUGCCUCUCAGGUUGGUCUUGGAUUGAUUACUGAGGGUGUCUCUGACAUGAUUAGUGGGUUUAUGGGUAUGAAAACUGGAGUUUUCAGUUGGGCAUCCUGGGCCAUCUCCAAAAGCAUCAGCAUUGGAAUAUCAUUGCUCACUGCUGGAUUUGGAGCAAUCAAGUCAACUGUCAAGUCUGUAUACAAUGCCACAAAAGGCUUACUAAAUGGAACAAAGACCCUCUCCUCUGUUGCUAAAAGUGUCAUCCAAUCAGGGAAAACCACAUUUAUAUCAAUUAAAGCCACUGCCAUGUCAGCAGUCUCUUCAGUGUCUCGAAACACAGCGAGGAUGGGUACAGAUAUUGUGGUGAAACAGACUUUAAAACAUGCUUGCAAAUAUGCUGGGCAAGAGGUUGUUAAACAGACAACAGUCUAUGCAUUGAACUAUGCACUUGAUGCAGGACUUACUGCUGCCUUGAAGAAACUUGUGGAUUCUGUUUUUAGAAAAUCCUUUGAAGAUGAAAUAAAAAGAAAUAUUGAUUUAAAUCACACACUUACAUGCUUUAUAUGCCUUGGUGUUCCAAAGUCAGCUCUGCUGAAACAAAAUAUGGACUUCAAGAUUGACAAAAGCAAUGAGAAAGAAAUUCAUACAAUAACAAAUUCAAUGGUCAAUGGUGUUAUUCCUAGUCUCAUGACAGACUGCACCACUGUACAUGAGGUUAUUGACAAACUCGCUGAGGUGAGUGGAAAAGCUUCAGAACUCUUGGACAAAGCAAGAGUACCUGGCAAGGUCCAAGCAAUCAUCAGUGGAAGUCUUGUGAUAGCAAAGUACAGCACAGUCCUAAUGCAAAUCUUGGACUCUAUCCCAACAAAUAAGGUUGCCAAUGAAAUAUUUGUCCCCAAAUUGAUCGAAGAAUUUAAGCAGCAUGUUGAGAACUAUGACUAUGACAACAGACAUAAUCUCCCUGAUGUGAUACGCCUGAAGGAUGAGCUUUUGGAAACAAUCUCAGGCAUGGUGUACCAGGCAUUCAGUGAGGCAUGUACCACACAUACAACAACACUUAUGAAAGGGAUUUUCCGGAAGAAGAUUAGUAAGGCAACAGAGGCAAUUGGAAAUACCUCAAGCAAUAUAUUUGGCAGAUACAAAACCAAAGAUUUUUUCCAGGAGCAGCAUCAGAGAUAUAAUAUGAAAUCCACAGGAAAGAUUGUAACAGAGAAUUUGUCUGAAGCCGAAACACAAACUCUUCAGGAUUAUAUAAGUAGCAUUUCCAGCACAGACCGUCCAGCUUCUGAAUUGGACCUCUAUGUCCUCACAAAAAGUGGCCUGCUUCAGGGCAAAGGUAUAAAGGUCAUAAUGUCCAACAAAGAUGGACAACCAAUCCAUGAGAAUACCUACCCUGGCAAUAACCCGUCAGAAGGAUACAUCACUCUCAAACUGACCAGAAAGCCAAAGAAUGCUAAAAAUGAGGGGGGCUUUUUCAAAAGAAUGACAGACAGAGCCCGAGGAGUCCAAAGUCCCCUUGUUGGCCAUUACACAAUUAUCCACCCAGAUGGCUACGCGAUUCCAGUGUUUUCUGAUGGUCAGAACUGUCUGUACCAUGCUGUCAUCCAGGCAACGACUACUGGUCGAGAACAAGACAUCCGACAACAAUCAGAACUUCUGCGCAAUGCAGUACAAAGAGAGCUUAACCAGAACCUGUCAGGAUAUGCUGGGUUAGUGAGACUCCAGAAACACUAUGACGAAUGGCAGAAAACUCCUGGACAAUACUCUGUCAUUGGAGGAGGACCAAAAAGAAGGAAAACAAUAACAACAGGAUGCGGAAAUGAGAUGAUUGAUGAGGAGUAUAAGCGUGUGAUCUCACCAAUGAAAACACAUGAGUAUUCUCCUGGGACAUCAGAAUAUCAGAUUGCUGAGGUCCUUCACCUUGGAUAUGUUGGAACAUAUGAAGACCUACGCAAUACAAUCAAAUGUGAACAGGGAACUGUGGAGAAGGAUCAUUUCAUUCCAACGGACACGAUUGCUCGAGCUCGAAGAAAAAUAGGUGAUUUAAAGAAACUGAAAAAUGCAAAGCAAGCAGAGCAUUCUAAUCUGUAUACUCUGGUGACAAAAAAGGACAAAAAUGGACACCUGGCCAUGCAGGUUCUUUAUCAGGACCAUCGCGUUGCCUUGACCACUGGACCAAGCAAGUGUGCCUCAGAAUGCAGGGCACUGUUGGCUGAUACACUACUGAGUGGGGAUGGUGAGGCCUUGCUGAAACAAGCCAUGAUCAUGGCCAACCCCAUAUCUUCCCAGAACCUCAGAAAAUAGUCUUAAUAGUGUAAUAGCCACAUACAUGUAUACAAGUUUGUGCACCUGCAGGAAACUAUCAAACUCUUUCAGAUGCAGGAAGAAACCUUUACUACAAAGCCGGUUACAUGAAGAUAAUUACUGAGCAUAAGAAGAUGGGCACCAUUGACCAAAAUGCUCAGGACAGACUGAUGACAUGGGCAAAAGAAGAUCAGCACCUGAACAAUAAUACACCCGAAUACAAGCAGAUACUUGAACGUAUCACACCUUCGGGCAGGAAUGAGAGCCAUGCAAUUGCAGGUCAUGGGAAUAACAAGGCCUGAAGAAUAGGAAGGGGCCCUCAAAAUCUAGAUUUAACAGGUAUUAUUUUUGGGGCGGGGCCACCCCGACUCAGAGAUGUAAUACGCAAUGUGCUAAAAAGAUGCCUACACUUUGGUUUGACCCUGAAAUUGAAUGGAAACAGGUCAUUUUUCUACAAGCCGACUCUGUGAGCAACAUAUUUUUGGCUUGAUGUCAGUGGGUCCUUAUGGUCCGCCCCAUAAUGCAGUGCAACAAUAUUCCGGGCUCAGUCAAGAAUAAUGCAGAAAACAUGUUUGCUAAAACGCAUAGAGCAGUGCGACAACACAUUAAGUGACCAUAUUUUACUCUGUGGCCACAACGCAAGAUAUUAACUAUGAUCACACUAAUAGAGAAGAGUUCUCAUUAUAUACUCAUUGUAUAAUCACACUAAUAGAGAAGAGUUCUCAUUGUAUACUCAUUGUAUGAUCACCCUAAUAGAGAAGAGUUCUCAUUGUAUACUCAUUGUAUAAUCACACUAAUAGAGAACAGUUCUCAUUGUAUACUCAUUGUAUAAUCACACUAAUAGAGAACAGUUCUCAUUGUAUACUCAUUGUAUAAUCACACUAAUAGAGAACAGUUCUCAUUGUAUACUCAUUGUAUAAUCACACUAAUAGAGAACAGUUCUCAUUGUAUACUCAUUGUAUAAUCACACUAAUAGAGAACAGUUCUCAUUGUAUACUCAUUGUAUGAUCACACUAAUAGAGAACAGUUCUCAUUGUAUACUCAUUGUAUAAUCACACUAAUAGAGAACAGUUCUCAUUGUAUACUCAUUGUAUAAUCACACUAAUAGAGAACAGUUCUCAUUGUAUACUCAUUGUAUAAUCACACUAAUAGAGAAUAGUUCUCAUUGUAUACUCAUUGUAUGGUCACAUUAAUUGGAACCUAUAUAUUGGAACGUAAUUCUGAAA
Messenger RNA from Conger conger (European conger), 4706 nucleotides. RefSeq lists its product as uncharacterized. NCBI's taxonomy places the organism in Eukaryota, Metazoa, Chordata, Actinopteri, Anguilliformes, Congridae. The coding region runs from base 112 to 3480 and encodes 1122 amino acids. The transcript is spliced from 6 exons. The record is from RefSeq and is a predicted model, not a curated record.